GGACCAUUGCCUUGUCUGUCGGUUUGUUAGUGCUGUAGCUGGAAACUUCAUGCUAAAGAGAAACUCCUUUUAUUGCAACAUAUAGAAGAAGCCAGCCCUAAAUGGCAGAUCAGUAAUGGAAACUACUGCAAAUUGUAUAUCCGCUUCCACAGAGGACGAGGACGAUGUCGUUGAUGAUGAAAUAUGGUGUUUACAACGAAUUGGGAGAGAAACAGAUUGGCUCCGUUUAUUCGAAAAUGUGGAGGUUACCAUUGGACGUGGUUUGGAUGUUACUCAUCGGUUAUUAUCCGUGACAUGUCCUCUCAUGAUAUCGAGGAAGCACUGUAUUUUCAAACAAACUGCCAGUGGUCAAUGGACAGUAACUGACAAUAUGAGUGUGAAUGGUGUGUGGGUGAACAAGGACCGAAUACCUGCUGGAGUGCCUCAUGUUGUGGAGGAGGGUAACACCAUUUGGAUUGGGGUGCCCUUGAGUGACUCCCCAGUAGAAUAUGAAUACACACUGGUUCGCCGAAGCCUGCAGGAGGUGGAAGGCUGCCUGGCCAAGCCACUCUGCCCCGGCGUGUGCUCUUACAAGGUCAUCAAGCACAAGAUUGCCAAACGGAAACGUCCCGUGGACGAAUCCGACGUGUGCGCCUCACCCAGCUCCAAAUCGAAGCUGCAACGCAGCUGCGCUUCCAACCAAUCCCCUGUCCAGCGCUCCCCUUUACAGCCCCUUCUGCACCCUGAGAGGACUCCCUGCCCCGCCGGGGCUUCGCAGGAGGCUGGGCCCAGCAAGGUGGCCUCGCUUGCCCCGGGCAAGACUCUUGCAGGGAGUGGACCAAGCAGCCCCUUGGUCCUGGAGGUGGGCAGCCAGGAGCUGGAGAGCAGCGUGCGACACUACAGCCACAUGCAGGCGCUGAAGGAGCAGGUGGAAGACACGCAGAAGCAGGUGUACGCCCUGGAGGGCCGGCUGCAGCAGGACUCCCAGAGGGAGCAGGAGGUGAGCGGGCUGCGUGGCCAGCUGGAGGUGCUCAGGGGCCAGCUGCGCAGCCAGCAGAAGCAGGCCCUCAGCCGCAUGAAGAGCCUGGAGAAGACCUAUUGUGACGAGGAGCGGAGACUGGAGUUGGAAAAAGCGCAGCAACAGGAGGACGGAUUGAGGAAGCAACUGGAGCAAGCUUUACAAGAACACCGAAAAGUUAUUGAAGAACUGAAAAACUCUUGCCAAGGUUUCGAGGAGAUUCUACAGGCCAAAGACAAAGAGCUAGAGGAGGAGAAGGAGAAAGCCAAGGCUCAGAAGGAGGAGGUGGUGACCCAGAUGACUGAGGUACUGGAGAGCGAACUGCAGUGCAUCAUCUGCUCUGAGCUCUUCAUCAAGGCCGUGACCCUGAACUGCGCCCACAGUUUCUGUCUGCACUGCAUCCGUUCGUGGCGGCAGCGCAAGGACGAGUGUCCCAUCUGCCGGCAGGCCAUCAGCUCCGAGGCACGCUCCCUGGUGCUGGACAACUGCAUUGACCGCAUGGUGGAGCAGCUGAGUGCCGACAUGAAGCAGCGCCGCCUUGAACUCAUCGCCCAGAGGAAAGCCCGCACUCCAGCAACCCCUCCCCGGCGGUCGAAGAACCGCCACGGCAGCCCCCACCACGGCAGCCACCGCCUCAGCAGCGACGAUCCCGACAGCGGCGACGAUAGCAGCAUCAGCAGCGCCAACAGCAGCAUCGGCUUCCCGUUCUUCGGCACGGAGGACAGCUGGGACAGCAGCCUGUCCUCCUCGUCCUCCUCGUCCUCCUCUGGCAGGAGCAGCAGAGACAGCACCUCUUCUCCCAUCUUCUCCUCAGACGAGGACGAGGACGAGGAUCGGGAUUUGUUUUAGCCCUUCAUUUCCACCAUGGUGGGGUUCUUCUGGCACGACUUUACCUCAUGAUUUUUUGUUCGUCUGUUUGGUAUGUUUUUUUUUUUUUGUAUUGUAUUGUUUUGUUUUGUUUUUUUGUUUUUUGUCUCCAGAGUUUUUGUCUGAGAGGAUGAAUGUUAGCUGAAGCAGAAGGUAAGCCUCAAUGAGGAAGAAUACAUGCAUUCAAGAGACCUUUGAGACCUAUUUGUUGUUGUUGUUUUUCAUUAUUAUUAUUUUUUUUAUGUUGAUUUAUUUUCUUAUUGCAGUGUUAGAUUGUCAUAAAGAUUUUAUCUGGGUGUUCAUAUCACGUUAAAUAUUGUGUUAGCCGAAUAAAGCUACUUAUUUAUGCAGCUA
This is a messenger RNA of Sardina pilchardus (European sardine), 2218 nucleotides long. It is a transcript of the gene rnf8, whose product is annotated as ring finger protein 8, E3 ubiquitin protein ligase. The record is from RefSeq and is a predicted model, not a curated record. Gene Ontology annotation, molecular function: histone binding; ubiquitin protein ligase activity. The transcript is spliced from 8 exons. Gene Ontology annotation, biological process: protein K48-linked ubiquitination; double-strand break repair; ubiquitin-dependent protein catabolic process. Bases 116 to 1846 code for a protein of 576 amino acids. Lineage: Eukaryota; Metazoa; Chordata; Actinopteri; Clupeiformes; Clupeidae. Gene Ontology annotation, cellular component: site of double-strand break; nucleus; cytosol.